Messenger RNA from Conger conger (European conger), 1578 nucleotides. RefSeq names its product vesicle-associated membrane protein 3-like. The coding region runs from base 182 to 487 and encodes 101 amino acids. Lineage: Eukaryota; Metazoa; Chordata; Actinopteri; Anguilliformes; Congridae. The record is from RefSeq and is a predicted model, not a curated record. The transcript has 5 exons. Gene Ontology annotation, biological process: vesicle-mediated transport; vesicle fusion; SNARE complex assembly. Gene Ontology annotation, cellular component: plasma membrane; SNARE complex. Gene Ontology annotation, molecular function: SNAP receptor activity; syntaxin-1 binding.
AAUUAUCGGUAGCCUGCUCUUUCCUAUAUUUUUUUUAACCGCAGGGUUUAGCAGAAUGUGUGUCCUGUGUCUUUAAUCCUUUUCUCCGAGGUAGGAAAGGCUGGCGAGUUUCUUGGAAUCUUCUUUAGGCUAGUUUGUCUGCUAUUUUUUUUGGUUAUUCUUCUUCCAUUAAACCAGAAACAUGUCGUCGGUUCCGGAAGGGUCCAGGGGAGCAGACAGCAACAAGAGGCUGGAGCAGACACAGAACCAGGUGGACGAGGUGGUGGACAUCAUGCGGGUGAACGUGGGGAAGGUUCUGGAGCGGGACCAGAAGCUGUCGGAGCUGGACGACCGGGCCGAGGCCCUGCAGGCCGGAGCCUCCCAGUUCGAGACCAACGCCGCCAAGCUGAAGAGGAAGUACUGGUGGAAGAACUGCAAGAUGUGGGCCAUUCUGAUCGCCGUUAUUGUCAUCAUCAUCAUCGUCAUCAUCAUCUGGAGUCAGUCAUAAAGCAGAGGACAGAGGAGACCUGCUGGAGGAGCAUCAGACACCGUGCCAAACGACACCCCGCCAUUUUCAUUUCAUUGUCUUUUCAAUAGCUGGAGUGAUGUGUUCACUCUUCUCUUUUCCUCCCCAACCUGCCCAUCUAGAAUAUGUGCUGCUGACAUCGUAAACAUAAACAGGCAAACAUGACAGAAUUACAGUCCGAUAAAUAUUUUAUAUUUAAUUGCCAAUGUACAUGUACUGUAUUACAUGUGGUGUUUAUAUUUAAAAAAAAAACACAUUUUAUCCACAUUUAAAAGCAAAUAUUAAUAUUUUAGGAGAUGACAUAUUUAAUUGUGAUACACUAAUUACACUAAUUGUGGCCUCCUUUUCACAAGGAAGGCUUUCAAGUAGAACCUCAAAUGUGUGUGAAACAGUUUUCCCAUUUGGAUUGUGCAGGAUCAUUUCUGAACGCCAGGCCACGUGACCUUGAACAUGCGUUACGCUUGUUCAUAUUUAAAUGUACUCCCAAUGGUUAAAUACGCUUGCAAAACCCUUAACCACCACCAGGGGCGCCAGCAUAACAAUACUCAAGCAGUGAGUCUAUCUGUGGUGGAAGUCCCCUUCAGGGUAAUGAUGUCACAGGAAGGAACGAUUCCACAUUCCAGUUCUGGGGAACGAUUCCACACCUCUGAAAUGAGAAUUUGAGUUCCUGUCCCGUUGCAGACGUGACGCUCUAGAUGGGCGUCCAGAUUAAGGCGCAAUGCAAAGACUUAUCGGCGAAAUACUGUACACACCAGUGCUGUUGUCACAGUAUUAUACAGAAUUUUAUGUUUAUUUAAUUGUAUCCACGUGUCCGUUGUUUUUUUCUGCUUUUAGUGUGAAACACUGGCUGUUACCAGAGCCCAGUGUCAUUUGAUGUGAAAAGGUCAACCAAAAUGUAUGGGUUUAUUUUGUGGGGUUUUUUUCCUCUCCUUCAUUUAUUUUUUUUGCACAAUCCUCUUUAGUUGUAUGUGUUUGUGAACACCGAGUGUAUUGCUUUCAUUAGCAACUGCCUUUUAUUUUCAUUCCUGUUCUGUUUUUUGCUCUAUAAAAUUAAAAGAACUGUUCACAGUCAA